Molecule: messenger RNA, 468 nt
Organism: Talaromyces rugulosus
Lineage: Eukaryota; Fungi; Ascomycota; Eurotiomycetes; Eurotiales; Trichocomaceae
Exons: 3
Coding region: 1-468 (155 amino acids)
Cellular component (GO): cytoplasm; nucleus
Molecular function (GO): protein tyrosine phosphatase activity
Source: RefSeq, a predicted model, not a curated record
AUGGCUGCCACCACAGAAGAAACCCCUUGGCACGCUGCCUUUCCCGCUCCCAAAAUCACAGCAGCAUCCAUCUCUCGCGACGACAUUCUCCAAUGGCUCCAGGGACAAGAGCACGUUGCCGGACGCGAUUUUGUGUUGGUGGAUGUGCGAAGGACUGAUUUUGAGGGCGGAACAAUCAAAGGCUCGCUGAACUUUCCGGCUCAUAGCUUCUAUCUUACCGUGCCGACGGUGUACGCUGUUUUAUCGGCGGCUGGUAUCAAAGAUGUAGUUUUCUAUUGUGGAUCCUCGCGAGGACGUGGACCUCGCACCGCCGGCUGGUUUGCGGACUACCUUGAGAGCCAAGGGAAUACUUCCAUUAGGGCUCUGGUGCUAAAAGGGGGUAUUAAAGGGUGGGUAGCAGCUGGAGACGAGUAUACUGCGCUGGUGAGCGGGUAUGAGGCGUCGGUGUGGAAGAGUGAACAAAGCUAA